Messenger RNA from Elaeis guineensis (African oil palm), 1626 nucleotides. Its product is annotated as flap endonuclease 1. Gene Ontology annotation, molecular function: 5'-3' exonuclease activity; DNA binding; 5'-flap endonuclease activity. NCBI's taxonomy places the organism in Eukaryota, Viridiplantae, Streptophyta, Magnoliopsida, Arecales, Arecaceae. The record is from RefSeq and is a predicted model, not a curated record.
CUGCUCUAUUUCGGAGACCCCUCUCUCUUUUCUUGCUGCGAAAUCCACCUCCCUCUCCCCUCUCUUUAAGAGCUCCUGCGCUCUACUCCCCGUCGCCAUGGGCAUAAAGGGUUUAACGAAGCUUCUCGCCGACAACGCUCCCAGGGCCAUGAAGGAGCAAAAGUUUGAGAGCUAUUUCGGCAGGAAGAUUGCCAUCGACGCCAGCAUGAGCAUCUACCAGUUCCUCAUUGUUGUGGGAAGGACGGGAAUGGAAACCCUCACCAAUGACGCUGGUGAAGUCACGAGUCACUUGCAAGGGAUGUUCAACCGGACAAUAAGAUUGCUCGAGGCCGGAAUAAAGCCAGUAUAUGUUUUUGAUGGUCAGCCACCAGAUUUGAAGAAACAAGAGCUUGCAAAGAGGUUCUCGAAAAGGGAGGAUGCCACCAAGGAUUUGAGUACAGCAAUAGAGGCUGGAGAUAAAGAGGGUAUUGAAAAGUUCAGCAAAAGGACUGUAAAGGUUACAAAGCAACACAAUGAAGACUGUAAACGACUUCUAAGAUUGAUGGGUGUGCCUGUGAUUGAGGCACCUUCUGAAGCAGAAGCAGAGUGUGCUGCACUUUGCAAAAGUGAUAAGGUGUAUGCUGUGGCAUCCGAGGAUAUGGAUUCACUAACUUUUGGGGCACCAAGGUUUCUUCGCCACUUAAUGGAUCCAAGCUUCAAAAAAAUCCCUGUGAUGGAAUUUGAAGUCUCAAAGGUGCUGGAGGAGCUAGAGCUCACCAUGGACCAAUUCAUCGAUUUGUGCAUUCUUUGUGGAUGCGACUACUGUGAUAGUAUCAAAGGUAUUGGGGGACAAACAGCUUUGAAGCUUAUCUGUAAGCAUGGUUGCAUAGAAAACAUAUUGGAGAACAUAAACAAAGAAAGGUAUCAAAUACCUGAGGACUGGCCAUAUCAAGAAGCUCGGCACCUGUUUAAAGAACCUAUUGUGUCUCAAGAAUUUCCAGAGCUCAAGUGGACUGCUCCAGAUGAGGAGGGCCUUGUGGACUUUCUGGUGAAAGACAAUGGUUUCAACCAUGAUCGAGUAACAAAGGCAAUAGAAAAGAUUAAAGCAGCAAAGAAUAAAUCCUCCCAAGGGCGACUGGAAUCCUUUUUUAAGCCAGUAGUGAGUGCAUCCGUGCCUCUUAAACGGAAGAAAAGCAAAUGCACACUUGGCACUCCCAGACCAGCACUCAAGUGUAGGAUGUUCACUCUGCAAGUCUGUAUGAGUUCGAGCACCAAUACUGGCAGUUUAAAACAGCCAAUGUCAGGGCUGCAAGUCAGAUGCCGUGAACCGAUACCUAUGGGCGUUUGUUUCAGCAAAUGAUGCCGACAAAAUUCUGCCGAUCCCUAGAAGUAACUGAUGAAUUGUUGGAUCUUAUAUGUUAAGAUUAAAAUUUGUAAAGAACAUCCUUGCAUGGGAAAUUCCUAUCAUAUCUUCUGCGGUACAAACAUAUGUAGCUAGUUGGAUUAUGUAAUUAUAAUCUUUGUCAUUCAACGGGGCCUCGUUGAUUGGUCUAUUGAGAAAGGUGGAGAAUCACUUUAUCAAUUGUACUCAAACUUCAUAGGUUUGAAUUUCCAAGGAGAAAGAAAACAUAAUUUUUUUGCUUACGA